CUCCGCCCCGCCGCCAUGUACCGCUGCCUGGGCGAAGCGCUGCUGCUGUCCCGCGCCGGGCCCGCCGCCCUGGGCUCGGCGGCGGCCGACUCGCUGGCGCUGCUGGGCCGGGCCCGCGGGCAGCCCGCCGCCGCCCCGCAGCCGGGGCUCGCGCCGCCCUCCCGGCGGCGCUACAGCGAGGCAGCGGCUGACCACGAAGAUGACCCCAACUUCUUCAAGAUGGUGGAGGGCUUCUUCGACCGCGGCGCCAGCAUCGUGGAGGACAAGCUGGUGGAGGACCUCCGGACCCGGGAGAGCGAGGAGCAGAAGCGGAACCGGGUGCGCGGCAUCCUGCGGAUCAUCAAGCCCUGCAACCAUGUGCUGAGCCUGUCCUUCCCCAUCCGGCGCGACGACGGCUCCUGGGAGGUCAUCGAGGGCUACCGGGCCCAGCACAGCCAGCACCGCACGCCCUGCAAGGGAGGCAUUCGCUACAGCACGGACGUGAGCGUGGACGAGGUGAAAGCGCUGGCCUCCCUGAUGACGUACAAGUGCGCUGUGGUCGAUGUGCCAUUUGGGGGUGCCAAAGCUGGCGUGAAGAUCAACCCCAAGAACUACACUGACAACGAGCUGGAGAAGAUCACGAGGAGGUUCACCAUGGAGCUGGCCAAGAAGGGCUUCAUCGGUCCGGGCAUUGACGUGCCUGCCCCAGACAUGAGCACGGGCGAGCGGGAGAUGUCCUGGAUCGCCGACACCUAUGCCAGCACCAUCGGGCACUAUGACAUCAAUGCCCAUGCCUGUGUCACCGGGAAGCCCAUCAGUCAGGGCGGGAUCCACGGACGAAUCUCUGCCACUGGCCGGGGCGUUUUCCACGGGAUUGAGAACUUCAUCAAUGAAGCAUCUUACAUGAGCAUUUUAGGAAUGACACCAGGGUUUGGAGAUAAAACAUUUGUUGUUCAGGGAUUCGGCAACGUGGGCCUGCACUCGAUGAGAUACUUGCAUCGCUUUGGUGCUAAAUGUGUUGGUGUUGGUGAAUCUGAUGGGAGCAUAUGGAAUCCAGAUGGUAUUGACCCAAAGGAACUAGAAGACUUCAAAUUGCAACAUGGAUCUAUCCUGGGCUUCCCCAAGGCAAAGCUGUACGAAGGGAACAUCUUGGAGGCCGACUGUGACAUCCUGAUCCCUGCUGCCAGUGAGAAGCAGCUGACCAAGUCCAACGCGCCCCGAAUCAAAGCCAAGAUCAUCGCCGAGGGUGCCAACGGGCCGACAACUCCAGAAGCUGAUAAGAUUUUCCUGGAGAGGAACAUCAUGGUUAUUCCCGAUCUCUACCUGAAUGCUGGAGGGGUGACCGUGUCUUACUUCGAGUGGCUGAAGAACCUGAAUCACGUCAGCUACGGACGCCUGACCUUCAAAUACGAGCGGGACUCGAACUACCACCUGCUCAUGUCUGUUCAGGAGAGCUUGGAGAGGAAGUUCGGAAAGCACGGCGGGACGAUUCCUGUCGUGCCCACGGCAGAGUUCCAGGACAGGAUAUCGGGGGCGUCUGAGAAAGACAUCGUGCACUCUGGCUUAGCCUACACCAUGGAGCGUUCCGCCAGGCAAAUCAUGCGCACAGCCAUGAAGUACAACCUGGGGCUGGACCUGAGAACAGCUGCCUACGUCAACGCCAUCGAGAAGGUCUUCAAGGUGUACAACGAAGCCGGCGUGACCUUCACGUAGGGCGGGGCAGCCAUGCUCCGCCGCCUCUGCCUGUCCGUCGCAGACCUGCACGCUCACAUGUAACCGCCGACCUUCCUCAUCCUUCCUAGCUAGUGGACACCGUCCUCAGCACAUCCAUCCCCGUCAGCCCGAGUUAGGGAAUCGUGUACAGAGCUAACAGUAGGUGCCAGAGAGCCCUGUGGGUGCUUUGCCUUUACAUAGAGUCCCUUCUACCUGGCUGCCCCGCCCCGCCCCGCCGCCCCCACGCAGCUGUGCGGGACACCUGUGGCCCACGGCCGUCCAUUGCUCGUUGCUCCAGCUCUGGCUGAGUCUGAGACGUGCUGUGACUUUGACGCGUAUAGAAGCAAGUGUGUGGCAUUUCCCGAAGGCAGCGUGGUCCUGGUCCUCAGUGAGUUAUUGGUAUUUCAUAUCAGCAAAAGAACUCAAUUCUAUAGAUGGAUGGCAAACACAAAUAAAAGCUGUUUUUCCUUAUGCAUUUAUUCUUUUAGAAUAAAACAAGUACAUGCUGCUGUAAUAAAAUUGCCUUUAAUCACUCAAUAAGCCUAACCUUGACUCCAGCGGUGAAUGCCUAUAAACAUGAAAGAAAAAGCUAGUAUUUUUAUAACACAAAACUGUCAUUUAUAGCCCAUCAGUAGUAUAUUGUCCAACAAAUCAGAAGCCAGUGGGUGCUCAGUCACCCUUGCGCAUGGUCCUGAGCAGCAGAUGACAGAGGCCGUUUCUGUUAAGACCGUUGGAGUCUAUUAACCACGUUUAUGACAUUAGUCCAAAGGAUGCAGUAACCUCCUCAUGUUAAUUGCUCUUCUCUUCAAAAUCUAUUGUGUUGACUGAUUGAACAAUAAUUCAAGUAGUAUCCCAGAAAAAACCACCUGGCUGCAGCUCUGAGCAUCGCAAUAACGGCCCUGACUGUGGGUCCUCUCCAGGGGCCUCCCCCAGCCAGCGUCACCGGCACGGCCGGGGCUGGUGGGGUCGUGUGCGUGCUUUGCCAGGGCCUUCUGAACAGCAGUGUCUCGAUGAAGUGCUAGAUAUUUAUGUAAGAAUGAGCUUUUUCUUUUUUAACAAUAAUAUCCUUUCAGAAAUUUCUAACUACUUUGUAACUGCAUGACUUAACCUGGUGAUAAAAGCAGUUAUUAAAAGU
Molossus molossus (Pallas's mastiff bat) is the source of this 2827-nucleotide messenger RNA. RefSeq names its product glutamate dehydrogenase 1 (gene GLUD1). Gene Ontology annotation, biological process: L-glutamate catabolic process. Bases 16 to 1692 code for a protein of 558 amino acids. The record is from RefSeq and is a predicted model, not a curated record. The transcript is spliced from 13 exons. NCBI's taxonomy places the organism in Eukaryota, Metazoa, Chordata, Mammalia, Chiroptera, Molossidae. Gene Ontology annotation, molecular function: L-glutamate dehydrogenase (NAD+) activity. Gene Ontology annotation, cellular component: mitochondrion.